Rotaria sordida is the source of this 771-nucleotide messenger RNA. Lineage: Eukaryota; Metazoa; Rotifera; Eurotatoria; Philodinida; Philodinidae. The record is from the annotation of a GenBank genome assembly.
AUGCUCUUUCAAACAAAAGAAAAAGUCAGAGAUGAUGAUAAUAAUUCUGAUGCACUAUCACAACAUGAAACAAUUAAUCCAAUAAAUAAUUCAAAUAUAAAUGAUCAACAAAUAACACGUGAAAAUCCAGCUGGUUUAAGUGAUAAUGAAAAUGAAAUGGAAUUAGAAUUACUUGCUGAAUCAGACACAGAUAAUAAAAGUAAUUGUAGUGCACCAAAUACAAAUACACAUCGAACAUCAGCUACAACUGGUAGUGACAAUAUGGCGUUAUUUUCUGAUGAUGAAAAUUUUGAAUCAGAUGAUGCUGAUAGUGUUCGAAGUGAUAGUGUUUUAGGUGAAGGUGAUGGAACAAGUCAACUUGAACCAAUGAUUUUUGAUCAUCCUAGAGAUACAUUAGCUGCUGCUACUGCAUCAUCAACAUCAAUAACAACAACUAAUCCAACUCCAACUUCAAAUACAGUAACUAAUGAUCGACUAGUUUUAUUACCAUCAGCAAGUAAUACAACUAAAUCAAAUACUCAACCAGCUGAUUUAACAACAGCAACUACUCAUUUGAAUGUACCGAGAUUAAAUGCUCAAACAACUAUGGCAAGUUCAUUAUUUGGUGAUAGUCAUUCUCGACGUCAAAUAACAGCUAUUGCAGCAACAUCAAUAAGUUUAAAUCAUUCAAUAACUGUUCAACAACAACAACAAACACAACCAACAAAUAUAAUGUCAGCUAAUAUAACAAAUGCUUUGUUAGCACGAGCUUUUGGAAUUAUAAUUCGAUAA